This is a messenger RNA of Clonostachys solani, 204 nucleotides long. NCBI's taxonomy places the organism in Eukaryota, Fungi, Ascomycota, Sordariomycetes, Hypocreales, Bionectriaceae. The record is from the annotation of a GenBank genome assembly.
AUGGCGGGCGAGACCUUCGAGUACGAGUACUUUGGGUAUUCGAACAUGGCUCUGUCGCGACUCGUCCAAACCUGCUACCUGCCCAGUUUCAAGUCUCCGAUCCAGGCAUGCAGCUGGCUCUCAAAGCGUGACACCCCUCUAUUCGACUGGCCAGAUGCCGCCGCCACUUGCGACAAUGCUGCGCUCGUGUAUGUACGUCAGUAG